CUUCACAAUACUGAUCGACACGUGGUCAGAUACUAUAAAGACAACCGUUGGUUUCCUGUCGUUAAGGCCGUUAAACUCCAGAAAGUGACACGACGCGCUCAGGUGAGCUUCUCUACGUCCUGUGACGUCAUGGAUCACCGUGAGGAGGAGAAGCAGUCACCUGAUCAGACCAUCCUGUCCACCGGAAGCCCGGAUCGGGUGGAGGAGCCAACCCAGGGUCAAGAGGUCGAUAGUGGAGAUGAGUGGGACACUGAUCUGGAGACAGACAUUGGCACCCAUCAGAAACAGUGUUGGUCCGGUGCGGAGCUGUACCUGCAGGCCUGCCAGUCUACGGGCUGCGUCCCCGUGUCCUCCUUCCUCCGUCACCUGGGUGGAGCCGAUCUCGACCUGAGCCACUAUGGGGUGGGACCUCUGGGAGCCAAAGCUCUGGCCGUAGUUCUGCAAAACGACCUGACCAUUACCGACCUGGAGCUGGAGGACAACGCACUUCAGGCUGAGGGGACGCGCCAUCUGAUGGAAAUGCUUCAGAUAAACAUGAGCAUCCAGAGUCUCAACCUUUCCGACAACCAGCUGCACCUCAAAGGAGCCGACUUCGUCUCCAAAAUCAUAUCAGGCAACUUCUACAUCAGAUCCAUCAAGGUCUCAGGAAAUGGUUUUGAUGAUUCUGCAGCUGAAUACCUUGCCGAUGCUUUGGAGGGAAACUAUAUCAUCAAAGAGCUGGACCUCAGUCACAACAUGAUCGGUGAUACAGGAGGACAACACCUGGGUCACAUGUUAGCCACAAACACAGGUCUAGAAGUCCUAAAUUUGAGCUGGAACCAUCUUUGCAUGGGCAGCGCGGCGGCUUUGAGUGACGGACUGAAGGCGAACUCCACCCUGAAGCAGCUCCUGCUGUCGCGCAACGGUUUCGGCCACAUCGAGGCGAAGUCUCUGGGUCAAGCGCUGAAACUAAACAGCACGCUGGUGCUGCUGGACCUCAGCAGGAACCUCAUAGACAACGAGGCUGCGGCCCUCCUCUGCCAGGGCCUGGCCACCAACGAGGCCCUCAGGGUGCUCAAGCUCUCCCAUAACCCCCUGACAAAUAUUGGAGCUCUGUCGCUGCUCAAAACGGUUACACAAAACACAAAUUCAGCCGUGGAGGAGAUGGAUAUUUCUACAGUUUUUGUUUGUGAGACCUUUGUGGAGCUGUUGGAUAAAGCCCGUCAGAGGCGUCCUGGUCUGGCUGUUCGGCACAGCGUCAUGAGCUCCGUUACCAGGAACAUAUCGGCCCUCCGUGUGUUUCAGAAAUUCCUCAAAGAGCGAAAUGAGAGCAUCGUGGACUUCUUCCAAGCUUUGGAUGAAGAAGGAACCAUGAAAGUCCCCACCGCUGCCUUCAGGAAGGCUGUAAAGGAAGCGAACGCACCUCUGGAUCAGCGGCAGCUCGAGUGGUUGAUCAAGAAGUUCGAUGAGAACUGCAAAUUCAGCAUCAUCUACAGUCAGUUUGCGGAGCUGUCUUAGAUGCAGAGGCGGGUCCUUAGAUCAACCCAAUUCUGUCCGGCAUGAAUACUUGAACCUCUGACACCAACCAGCUGCACCCACCUGAGCACCGCCAGCUGUGUCUGCGGAUGGGCCGCAGGGUCCUCUGCCUCAUUCUCUCCAUCCAAAAAUAAUCUUCUGGUAUGACAACAGAACAGAGGGGGAAGAAAAAGAGAGCUGGCAUCCAUAUCAAAGGAGCGAGAGGAGAACAAGAAUAGGGCCAGAUGCAAUCUAGUUGUUUUCGCCACACUGGAUAGCUUUGAAUGAAACGGCCUGUAAAGGAAACGGCCCCGUUAUGAAUAUGCAUUACUUAAGCAGGCCCUGCAGAGUGGGUUUAUUAAGGGGGAAUUGUCUCAAGGUGUCAUAUCCCACAGUGCAAUUUGUUUCCGUCUGGUGGCUCCAGUGGUAACGCACCGCCUCACCCGCACCCCUUUGUUGAAUCCUGUGUAAACGGCUUGACACCUAAUGUUGUGGGUCACGAGGACGCGGGACAACUAACACCCCGUUUCAAUUAUAUAGGAUUAGAUAUGAGAGGGAUUUUGUGAAGACGUGUCUGUUUGUGUUAAACAACCGCUUAACCUGAUGCGAG
Messenger RNA from Cyclopterus lumpus (lumpfish), 2104 nucleotides. Its product is annotated as leucine-rich repeat-containing protein 74A-like. NCBI's taxonomy places the organism in Eukaryota, Metazoa, Chordata, Actinopteri, Perciformes, Cyclopteridae. Bases 130 to 1497 code for a protein of 455 amino acids. Gene Ontology annotation, molecular function: protein binding. The record is from RefSeq and is a predicted model, not a curated record. The transcript is spliced from 15 exons.